Phycomyces blakesleeanus NRRL 1555(-) is the source of this 417-nucleotide messenger RNA. RefSeq lists its product as hypothetical. The record is from RefSeq and is a predicted model, not a curated record. The coding region runs from base 1 to 417 and encodes 138 amino acids. The transcript has 5 exons. NCBI's taxonomy places the organism in Eukaryota, Fungi, Mucoromycota, Mucoromycetes, Mucorales, Phycomycetaceae.
AUGAAAAUCAAUACUGUCAUAUAUAUUUCAACACCAGUAAUUAUCUACGAAUUUAAGAAAAAGGAAUAUUACGGAUAUACGGAUCCUUCAAAGAAUAGAGGACCAAAAAAUAGAACAAAUACAGGUUUCGUAAUUAAAGCAUAUGUUUUAAGAAUUACUGAGAGGAAAUAUCCGAGUACAAGGGAUUUGUUGUAUUUUCCAGGAUGCUUGGCACUUCUAUCUGAGUUUGAUAACCGCAUCGUAGAUAAUGUGUUGCAUGUAUGGCAGCAGAGAGCACAUGGGGAUAAUGUGAACACUAGAAGGCCGAAUUGGUUUGAUUCAUUUCUGUAUCGUGAAAAAAGUAAUGAGUCCAGACUAUAUUGCAUUAAGGUUUAUCCAAUCAUCUAUUUAAAUGAUAACUUCUUGCUUGGUCUUUAA